UAAACAACAAAAAAAAAAUAAAAAAAUAAAUAGACUAGAACAAUAAUACCUAGGCAAGUAAGGAAACAAGAACAGAUGAUCAGCUGCGUCAUUAGAGUCUUAAGUCAAUAAUUAAAACAUAAGUUGUUGGCUUAGUGAAAAUGAGCGAACUGACUCCUGAUGAGAUUCGCCGAAGACGUUUAGCGAGGCUUCAAGGUGCCAGUGAGCAGUCCAGUCUCCCAGUCACACCAGUUUCCCCAGCUCUAAUGACUGGGGAUAUCAUUCAGCCAUCUAAAUCACCUCUUAGCACUCCUCAGUCAGAAGCACAUCAAAAAGUUCAAAGCUUACCAUCACCUAAUGGAGCCAAUAUGGAUGUUGAUAGUACUGACACGACCGGGGAAUCACAGAUUGACAAAGGACAAUCACAGAUGGAUGUAGAUUCAGGUAUAGAAACAAUGGAAGUGGAAGAGCACCCAGAACCUAAAAGAAAAAGAAACAUUAGUGUUGGUUCUGAAGCCUCGGAAGAUCAAGUAAAAAGGUCCUUGUGUCGAGUUUUUUGCAUUUCUUGGGAAGAAUUGAACAGUACUCAGAAUGUGUUGUAUCUCAGGGAAAUUGCUGAUGUUGCAGCCACCUCAACUACUAAAUUUUCAGAUCUACGAGAUUUUGUGAAUCAGAUAAUCAUGGAAGCUAUUAUAAAACUGCAAGAAACAACAACCGACAGUUCUCACGGUGAAACUAAAUUACCACAUUCAAAUGAAAUUGGGUAUUGGCAAGGAACUAGCUACCACAGCUUCAGAGAAUUCAGUUCAAAAAUUACAGUCAACUCAUCUGCUGAACUCAGUAUACUCAAAUAUUUAAUUGAUUGCUAUGACAGGGUUGCUCUGGAAGAGAAGAACUCUCCAAAGAAAACCAGUAUACCUCCAAUGAGUGAUGCCUUGUUCAUAGCCAGGCACCAGUGUGUUAGUUACUCUGCACUAGCAUUACAAGGGGCUUUUACACAAACAAGAACGCACACAGGUUAUUCUCCCUUGAUUCCCUUCCUUCUCUCACACAAUCUACCCAGAGGCUUUUUAUCUGAGUUGGUGCACACAUAUCAUCAGGACAUGGAGAAUCUACAUGCUAUUUUCGACCCAGUGAUUCAGUAUCUAUCCAGAUGUAUAGCAAGCUUGGGCUUGAAUAAUGAUAAGUAUCGUGACUAUCUCUCAUCAAUGGUUGAGCUUUGUAGCAUCAAAACUUCAAACAGUCGUCCUAUUUGUAACCUGCUUGUUGAACAAAGUAACUGGCUUCCAGAACCUGUUAGCCAGGCCUCUGGCAUGGAAGUAGAGAAGUUAACAUUGCUAGGACCUUUUCUUGGACUCUCUGUCUUUGCUGAGGAUGAUGUGAAGGUCGUAGAUGAGUAUUUCGCAAAUCAUCACAUGUCGCAAGACAAUGCAUGGGCCAUUUAUAAAUCUCUGAUGGGCAGCCUUGAAGAUGUUAGGACUCAAUGCUUCCAUAUCAUUCACAAUCUUUUAUUGAACACACCCACAAGAGAAGCCACACUUACAUUAAUUUCAAAAAUUUUGGAACGCAAUGCCAAGCGCUCCCAGAUUCAGUUUGAUGAAAGAUUUCUAUGUGGUGAUGGCUUCAUGUUGAAUCUAAUGUCCGUCCUUCAGAAGCUGUCUGAGAAAAUUGAUCUUGACAAAAUUGACAUAUACUACCCAUUCCAUCAUACAACAAGAAUCAGCCUUGCUGGCAAGUCCCGCAUGCGUUUCACAGAAAAGGAGGCAGAGGAAUGGGGACAACAGCUUUGUGUUUCUUCUGCUGAAAGUUCUGUGAAGUUCUCAACAGAAUGUUUCUUUUUGACCCUCCAUUGCCAUCACUUGUCUAUACUGCCUGUGACCCGCAAGUACCAGCGGCGCCUGCGUGCAAUCAGAGAUCUUCAUCGCCUGAUUUCCGAGAUGGAGGCUGCAGAGCCCCAGUGGAAAAAUUUACCUACAGCACACCGCAGCAGGGAGCAGCUAAAAAAAUGGAAAUCACAAUAUCAGAGACUUCAGAAGAGUAAAAUGUGUGCUGAUGCUGGGGUCCUGGAUAAGGACAUGCUUCUGCGUUGUCUCUCAUUUUACACUCGCACAGCAGAUUUACUCAUGAGAAUAGCUGAUCCUGCAAACAGAUGCCAAGUAGUUCCUCUCCCAAAAGACAUUCCUGGCUAUUUUUCUGCUCUACCAGAGUUUUACUUAGAAGACAUGGCAGAUUUUAUUCUCUUUGCAUUGCAGUAUAUGCCAGUCGGUUUGGUAGAAGCAGAGCACAGGCGAAUGACUCAGCUGGUGUUGGUCAUGCUGUGUUCACAGAACUACCUUCGCAACCCCUACCUGACUGCCAAGCUUGUGGAAGUGUUGUUUGUUCUCCAGCCCAGCAUACAACCCAAGACAGAGAGCUUGAAUGUGGAGCUCCUCAUGUCAGAGACUGCCAUCAAUAAUCUGGUACCAUCAUUGAUGAAGUUCUAUACAGAUGUUGAAUCCACUGGUGCCAGUAGUGAGUUCUAUGACAAGUUUACCAUCAGGUACCACAUAAGUAUUAUAUUUAAGACCAUGUGGACAAUGCCAGCUCAUCAAAUCAAAUUUAUGGAAGAAGCUAAAUCUGGUAAACAGUUUGUGCGGUUCAUAAAUAUGUUAAUGAAUGACACAACAUACUUACUGGAUGAGAGUUUGGACUGUCUCAAACGGAUCCAUGAAGUUCAAGAACUAAUGGACAGUCCUGCUAAAUGGAAUGCCCUGAGCAAAGAACAACAGCAGACCAAGUCCAGGCAGCUUUCAUCUGAUGAGCGUCAGUGUCGUAACUACUUGACUCUGGCCACAGAAACUGUUGAGAUGUUUCAUUAUUUGUCCACUAAAAUUGUUGAGCCUUUCUUAGUGCCUGAGCUUGCUGACCGCCUCACAGCUAUGCUCAACUUUAACCUGCAGCAGCUGUGUGGCCCCAAGUGUAAAAACUUGAAAGUAAAAACUCCGGACAAAUAUGGCUGGGAGCCUAAAAAACUUUUGAACAUUUUAACAGACAUCUAUCUUCAUUUAGACUGUGAAGACUUUGCAAAAGCAAUCGCUAAUGAUGAGAGAUCCUACAGAAAAGAACUUUUUGACAAUGCCAUUGACUGCAUUAAGAAAGCUUGCAUCAAGACAGAGGAUGAAAUAAACUCAUUCUCAGAUUUGCAAAACAGAGUAGAAGCUUAUGUUGUCCAGAAGCACAAAUCUGAAAUGGAUUAUGGAGAUAUUCCUGAAGAAUUUAAAGAUCCUCUCAUGGAUACAUUGAUGGAUAAUCCAGUCAUACUUCCCAGUGGUACCAUCAUGGACAGGGCCAUAAUCAUCCGUCAUCUACUAAACUCUCAAACAGAUCCCUUCAAUAGGCAGCCUCUUAAAGAAGAACAACUAAUACCAGCCACAGACUUAAAACUAAGAAUUGACAAAUGGAUGGAGGACAAAAGGAAAUCCAGUUAAAAUUGGAAGUGUAUCAAAAGAAUUUUGAUUGCUAGCUUUGGGUGUUGUGAUUUCAUAGUAGGGAAUCAGACUUUGGACUGUUGCCAGUUUGUGAACAGAUUAUUACAGCCCUCUUACAUUGUAAACUAAAUACAGAAUGAGUUUUUAUUUAAAGUUUGUUUUUUUUUCAAAUAAACAACAGCAAAAACAGAACUGGUGUUAUUAAAAAAUAUAUAAAUAUUUUGUUCAAAUUGUGUCUAUGAUUUAAAUUAAGAAAUUUUAAUGGUAUAAGUAGCAUUCUGACCAUUAAGUUUUAGUAGUUGGAUUUUUUAUCAAAAUCACAAAGGCUUUCAAAUAUCUAAUAAAACAUCUUCCAACUAUGUAAAAUUUAAUCUCACUGGACGAUGAUAUUGUAAAAAAGUUUUAUGCUGUUCUAUUCAGUAAAAGUUUUGAUACUGUACAUGCAGUGUGUUUAGUUUUCAAUUUAUUUCUUAUUUAAAUAAGGCAUUUUUGAUUUUUUGAAUCAUUACAUUGAAGAUUUAAAAAAAAAAAAAAUCUAGUUUGUACACUUAACUGAUGUAUGUCUCCAUGUUGUUAACACAAAUAAAAGAUGUCACUUUUUUGUUGGCAUUGGAUGGUG
Molecule: messenger RNA, 4065 nt
Organism: Biomphalaria glabrata
Lineage: Eukaryota; Metazoa; Mollusca; Gastropoda; Planorbidae
Product: ubiquitin conjugation factor E4 B-like
Exons: 26
Coding region: 141-3446 (1101 amino acids)
Biological process (GO): protein polyubiquitination
Cellular component (GO): cytoplasm; ubiquitin ligase complex; nucleus
Molecular function (GO): ubiquitin-ubiquitin ligase activity
Source: RefSeq, a predicted model, not a curated record